Linum trigynum is the source of this 3151-nucleotide messenger RNA. The record is from the annotation of a GenBank genome assembly. Lineage: Eukaryota; Viridiplantae; Streptophyta; Magnoliopsida; Malpighiales; Linaceae.
GUCUAUUUUCAACACGUGUCAACCAGUCAUACAUCCACAGUAGUGCCCGGUUUUUUCAACUUAUUUUAUUCACACUUUCGUUUUCCCCACAGCUCUUCGAGAAUUCAGAUCCCGACAGUAGACGUAAAUAGCAGAAAGAAACGAAAGUCCAUUCAUCUUACUCUACUGAAGGAAGAAGGAGAGGAAGAAGAGUUCCAUUACCAAUCUUCCGCUCGCGGGAGAAGAAAACAUUUUCAUCCCAGUUUCUCUGCGCGCUGGAUUGGCCGCCAACGUUCGUUAACCGGUAAGGUUUUCCGUCUCCCGCGCAUCAUCGUCGAUUGUUGAUCGUGUCAUCCCUGGCUUUUCCAUCCCCAAUUUGUUCUAGCUGGAAUUCGCUGUUCCACCUGAGAUGAAAUCAGGGAUUUAGUGUGUUAAGUUUCCUGUAGCAGUAGUCGAACAAUUUCUGGAGCUAGUUCCAAGUCAGUGGGAUAGGAAUAGGAAUAGGACUUACAUUGGAUCUGUUAGGGUUUUCUUGGUGCCGGUGGAGUGAUUACGGAACUAUAUGAUGUGCUUGAAUACCAGUUGUCAUAUCAUUAAGGUGGAACUGAAGUUUUCUUUCAGUGGAAUUGAUGACUUUGGAAGUGUUUUGUGAGUUUGGAUUUUCAAUCCCAGGUACUCGGAACUGACUCAUUGUCCAUUUUGGUAGGUCUGCUUGUUGAUUAACUGCUGCUACUACAAUGGAUAUCUCGAAUUUUAGUCGCGGCCAGCUGACCGUGAUGGGGUCAGGAUUGAGUGUGAUGCUCACGAUGCACUUCACGGUGCAGCUCGUAUCUCAGCAUCUCUUCUACUGGAAGAACCCUAAAGAGCAGAAGGCCAUAAUCAUUAUCCUCCUCAUGGCUCCUAUAUACGCUAUUGUUUCGUUCGUGGGUUUGUUGGAUAUACGCGGAAGUGAAGCUUUCUUCAUGUUUUUAGAAUCGAUCAAGGAGUGUUAUGAAGCUUUGGUGAUCGCCAAGUUCUUGGCUUUGAUGUAUAGUUACCUCAACAUAUCUAUGAGCAAAAAUAUUGUCCCAGAUGGAAUCAAAGGGAGAGAGAUUCACCAUUCUUUCCCGAUGACACUUUUCCAGCCUAAGACUGUGCGCCUUGACCACCGAAAUCUGAAGCUCAUCAAGCACUGGACCUGGCAAUUCGUCAUCAUCCGCCCUGUAUGUUCCAUCCUGAUGAUAACACUGCGAGCUCUCCAGAUAUACCCUUCAUGGUUGAGUUGGACUUUCACCAUAAUCCUUAACGUCUCUGUAUCUCUGGCACUGUACUCCCUGGUACUCUUCUACCACGUCUUCGCAAAGGAGUUGGCACCUCAUAGCCCACUUGCAAAGUUCAUGUGCAUCAAGGGUAUCGUCUUCUUUUGCUUCUGGCAGAGUAUUGUGCUCGAGGUGCUCGUUGCCAUGGGGAUCAUCAAAUCCCAUCAUUACUGGUUGGACGUAGAGCAUUUGGAAGAAGCUUACCAGAACAUCCUUGUCUGUUUGGAAAUGGUUGUAUUCGCACUUCUCCAGCAGUAUGCCUACCCUGUUACCCCCUAUAGUGGAGACGUACAAGCCAAGUUGAAGAUGAAUAAGAAGAAUGAAUGAAUUUUACGAUAUCAGGCCAUUACUACACUACACAUCAAUAAAUGCAGUGUAUGCUUCGAAGAUCCUCACGACCUCUACCGCCAUCUUGUCCCUGAUCAUUGGAAGCACACUCAGAACGAAUGUAUGCAUUCAUUUCGUAAGUACAAAGAUGUUGCAGUGUCUCUCUAUCUACCUCUCUUUGUCUUACAAAUGUGGUUUGGUCUGGUCUUUUGAGUGUUCUAUGUGAUCUGCGAAUCUAGUUUGUCAAUCGAACCUAUUUCAAAACUUAUAUCCGAAUCUUCGAGAUGGUGACUGAGAUGGUGACUGGGGGUUUGCAUAGCAUGGUGUUCUUGUUGCUGCUGUGUGCUGGUUAACACAUUGUUUAGCAGUGGCUUUAUGUUUCUGCUGAUUUUGAUAUCUGGCAACCAGUAAUCAUCAGAAAUCCUGAUUUCUCCUUCUUGAGUGGGCUUUCUUCUUUGUGUGCAUAUUCAUUGCUCAAUAGUCGUGGACGGAUUGAGUCGAGGCCAAAACCUGAAACAAGAUGGCUAAACCAAAAUUCAUCCAAUUCUAUUCAGUGCCACACUAAAAGUAAUCUCAACUAUGGGAGCAUAAUCUUUUUUUAUCGAACUAUGGGAACAUCAUUUACUUUCAAAUCAAAUUAAUUAUCUUUUCGUGUGAUCACCUAUGUCGAGAGGAGUAAUCUUAUUACCGAUUAUUGAUAUUCUAGUAAAAUAUAAGAAAAGUUAAAUCGUUCUCAAAUGUAUGUAUGGCGUGUAAUCCCGAAAUGAAAGUCAAUAUUGACCACUCUAAUUCUUUGCUACCAAAGUAAGUUUGGCAUUCUCAAUAAGACUGAAAAUAUCAACUUUAAACAUGUAGAUCAAGAAGUAAACUUUCUUUCAAUCUAAUUCAAAUCUCAAAAUCCAAUUCGAACAAAUUGGAAAAGUAUGAUUACUUAAGCAAUAUCCCAAAGAGAAUGUUGAUAAAGACAGACACAAAACUUUUAGGCAUUGGAGCCCUUUUCCCAAGUGGAAUGCAGAGUUAUCUUUAGGCCUACCUUAUAGUGAAGCACUACCAUGGAAGGAUUACAACUUACACGUUGGGAAUUAAAAGUCAACCCUUUAUAGUCUCAAUAUAAUCCAACGAAACAGCUCUUCCUAUUGGUGGCCUAAAUCAAAACCAAGAACAAGAAAACUUCAAUGGUUUUCAAGCCAAAGCAUACCAUUCCAGGGUUAGCUGAAGCUAAUGUUGACCCCAAAAAACCAGAUCAGUCACCAAAGUUUGGGAUUAGUUUCCUUUGGUUGGUGUAGAAGACAGGACAGAGAGAACAGAACAGAGGCCGUCAGCAACUUGUCACUGUCGAUAAGGAAUCCAAAAGAGGGGUGGAAAUGUUGAAAAGAGAAGUAGGGAAUUUGAUUCGAAAGGGCCACCCAAAAAGGAGUUUUGUGUAGUUGUGUUUUGGAUCUUGUGAGGGGGAAAAAAGGUAAUUUACAGCUUAAUGGCUAGUUUGUGUGCAAUUUGUCAAAAGGAUAAUGAUUUGGUUGCUUCAUUAAUGAAUGUGGCCAUUGGGA